Molecule: messenger RNA, 2432 nt
Organism: Paecilomyces variotii
Lineage: Eukaryota; Fungi; Ascomycota; Eurotiomycetes; Eurotiales; Thermoascaceae
Product: putative ferric-chelate reductase
Exons: 6
Coding region: 412-2235 (607 amino acids)
Biological process (GO): intracellular iron ion homeostasis; copper ion import; iron ion transport
Cellular component (GO): plasma membrane
Molecular function (GO): ferric-chelate reductase activity
Source: RefSeq, a predicted model, not a curated record
AGUGAUCGACAGGGAGGACUCCAUCUACAUUCCAAACCACUACCAGGCACACUCCGCAUUCUCAUCGUUUUCGGAUUACAUUCUUCACAACGCACAAUGAAAUCACCACUGAACAUUGGUUUAUGGCUAAUUGCCUUGGUCCUGAUGAUGAUAGAGAUGAUCUUUUUCCAAAAGAUACGCCUGCACUCCCGUGGGAUCAAAAAACGGUUUAGCAAAGUCAACCUUGAUGUCUUCUCUUCGUCACCCCACGAGGACAUAGUUGAGGAGUAGAGCUGAACAGGCAAGAUCGUCUUCUUUUAGUAACUCGUGAGGUCAUGGAUGCUCGUAUGGAUCUAUAUGUCUCUUCAAAGCAUAAAUGUCCCUGUGACUCCAUAGCCAUGGCUUCCCUGGGCCAUCACGGCUCUUGGAAGGAUGGCACAGCAGCAGAGACAUCACCAGAAUGAUGCUGGGGAGGACUACCCCGAGCUCACGCCUAUACUUGCCAUCCCAGUCGCCGUCUUAGCGGUACUGGUCGUUUUUCUUUCCCUUGGUGGUGCUUCUACACAGCUACUACGACGGCGUCGAUUGCGCGCCUCGCUCCAUGAUAAUGUCCAGGAAAUAUAUGCAAGGCCUAACAUAGUUGCGGCAAAGUUGAAACGACAUCUGUUCUAUGCGCCACUGUUCAGGAUCCGCCACAACAGAGAAUUUCGGAUUUUUCGAAAGAUCCACAUGGGAACUCUGCCAUCCCGAAUGAUGAUUAUUUGGCUGUCUUCCUACAUUGGCCUGAACAGCGUUCUUCUUUUCGUGACGGUAGACUGGUCUGCUAGUUUGUACUUUACGAUGGACAGAUGGAGGUAUGCAGCUGGACACAUGGCAAUUUUCAAUACCUUGCCUUUGGUAUUGACCGCCGGACGGAACAAUCCUCUCAUAUCACUUUCUGGGAUAUCGUUCGAUACUUUCAACACCGUCCACCGCUGGCUUGGGCGUAUUGUGUGCGUCGAGGCUGUUGUACAUAUGACCGGUAUUCUGGUAGCUGUUGCAGCUCGUGAGGGCUCUGGGGCGAUCCUGGACAUUUUUCGACAUGAACCCUUGUUUCUCUAUGGACUUAUAGCCGUUGUUGCUUUCGUUGUGAUAUUCUUCCAAGCCGUAUCACCAUUACGGCAUUCAUUUUACGAAUUUUUCCUGCAUUUUCAUAUAAUUCUGGUUAUAGUCGCAUUUGUAGCUUUGUGGUAUCACCUACGGGGUCUGAUGGCUCAGAAUGUUCUUCUUGCCGCCGUGGGUCUCUGGGGUUUCGAAAGAUUGGCCCGAGUUGUUCUACUGCUUUGGCGAAAUUGCGGGAGAAGAUGCACAAGCGCUAGUAUCGAGUUACUGUCCGGCUGUGUGGCUCGAGUCGAUCUACAGAUGGCACGCCCGUGGAACUUCAGAGCUGGGCAACACAUCUAUAUGUAUAUCCCUGCUUUGGGGUUGUGGACAUCGCAUCCUUUCUCGGCUGCGUGGAUCUCCACGGAUCGAGCGUAUUACCCGGAAAAGAACGAAUCCAGUGACUCCUUAAAAAUGUUGCUGGGUGCUCGGCAGGAGACAACGAUCUCCUUUUUGAUUCAGAGACGCGAUGGAUUUACGAACGCGAUGUUCAAGGCUUCGGAGGCCUCGCCUGAAGGUAGAAUUCGGGUCAGAGCACUGGCUGAGGGUCCCUAUGGUGCCGUUCAUUCCUUUGCCUCUUAUGGGACUGUCUUGCUCGUCGCGGGCGGUAUCGGAAUCACUCACCCUCUGUCUCACCUGCGUGAACUUGUCCACGGCUUCUCGAAUCGCACCGUGACGACUAGGAAAAUCAUCCUCAUCUGGGUCGUCAAGAAAGUCGAGAACCUCUUCUGGAUCCAGCCCUGGAUGAGCUCCAUCCUAACACACCCUUCCGUCAAGGGCUCCACUCUGCAUAACCCCCAUCUCUAUUUCCAGUCCCCUACACUCUCGCUUUCCGUCCACCUCUUCAUCACCGGCCAUGAUCACAACACAGACGACUUCUUCCCCACCAUAGACAAUCCAUGGACUAGCAUGGCACCGCCCACUGUACCCCUGACCGUCAACCUGGGCAAGCCGCAUUUCGGCCAGACUAUUGAAAGAGAGACGAUGCAGCAAGUGGGCGCUAUGGCGGUGAAUGUAUGCGGGCCAGGAAGUAUGGGUGAUGAUGUGAGGAAAGCCGUCCGCGAUAUUCAGGGGAAGAAGGCGGUUGACUUGUUUGAAGAGGCGUUUUCGUGGUAGUAUUGAUUUGACGAGGUGAAUUUUCUUCCGGUUAUACUUGUUGGGGGUUUGUUUGAUACUAGUGCGCUUAUGUUUAUAUGGGAAGUAUAUGGCCGCGCUUGGGGGUGUAAUUGAUAGUAGUAAUCUGAAUAUAUAAUAACUCUAUUUAUUCCUUCCGGAGUUUAUUGCGGAUGAAUUUUUGAUGUUUCCGAAGCAUA